AUGUUUAAGGAACUUGCUCUCGGCUUGUUGGCCGCUCAAAGCGUCGCCGCAAUGCGGUUUGCUAUGUACAUCGAUGAGUACCAUACAACCGAUCUCCCCGGUACCAACCAGACCAUGAACAUCGAUCACGCCAUUAUGGGCUUCGCGCCUACAAAACUGUUUAACUCGGACUCGGCGCCAUCUUUCACCCCUUUUGAGUCCGUGGACUCGAUGCGCAAGCGCUUUAGUCCCAACACCAAAGUCAUGAUUGCUAUUGGUGGAUGGGGUGAUACCUCGGGCUUCUCGGACGGAGCGAAGGAUGACACAACCCGCAAGCGUUUUGCAAAGAACGUUGCUUCUAUGCUCGAUGCUAACGGAUUUGACGGCGUUGAUAUCGACUGGGAGUACCCCGGCGGCAAUGGCCAGGACUAUAAGCAAGUUCCCAACUCGGAUAAGGUCUCCGAACUCGAGACUUACCCCAAGUUCCUGGCGGCGCUCCGUGAGGCUAUCGGCAACAAGACCCUCUCCAUUGCUGUACCUGGCCGUCGACAGGACAUGAUGGCAUUCACCAAAGAGCAGGGCCCUGCGAUUUUCGAGUCCGUCGAUAUGGUCAACGUUAUGAGCUACGAUUUGAUGAAUCGCCGCGAUAAUGUCACUGCCCACCACAGCAGCGUGGAGGGAUCUCUGGACACCGUCAAUGCAUACCUGGACAUCGGUCUGGACCCCGAGAAGAUCAACCUUGGCUUCGCCUACUACGCCAAAUGGUUCACAACUGAUCCCAACUCCGACUGCGACACUCACCCGCUGGGCUGCCACGUCGUCAAGCUAGAGAACGAUGACGGAAGUGACAAUGGCAAAUCCGGUGCUCUAACCUUUGAGAAGAGCGUCCUCUCGGCUCCACCAAAAGACCUCAAGACCUCAUAUAACGGCAAGUGCGGUGCUAGUGAUGGAAAAUGCCCUGAUGGACAGUGCUGCAGCGCAUAUGGCAACUGCGGCUCUGGCGAUGACUUUUGCCAGGCAGGCUGUCUCUCGGACUACGGCACCUGCAAGGGUGUCUCGAUCAUCGAAUCCUGGCGGCGCGCCUCGAAGGACGGCAAGACUGACGACGAGGCUGGCGGCCAGUACUACUGGGAUAAGGACACCAACCUCUUCUGGACCUGGGACACUCCUGAUCUGAUCACCCGCAAGUUCAAUGAUAUCGUUACUAGCAAGAAACUCGGGGGUGUGAUGGCCUGGAGCCUGGGUGAGGAUACCUACGAAUUUGCUCACCUGAACGCGAUGCAAGAGGGCAUCAGUCAGUCUACCCAGCAGGAUGCGGAUGAGUGA
Molecule: messenger RNA, 1305 nt
Organism: Penicillium macrosclerotiorum
Lineage: Eukaryota; Fungi; Ascomycota; Eurotiomycetes; Eurotiales; Aspergillaceae
Exons: 4
Coding region: 1-1305 (434 amino acids)
Biological process (GO): carbohydrate metabolic process; chitin catabolic process
Cellular component (GO): extracellular region
Molecular function (GO): chitin binding; chitinase activity
Source: RefSeq, a predicted model, not a curated record